GCACCAUAAACGGAACGGCUGCGGGCAAGGCGCUGGGGGGGCGCCGCUGGGGCCGGAGACUGGAAAGGCGGCAUUGUGGAAAGGUUGAUCUACAAUGACCAGCCCAAACCUUGUCACCUGUGGCGACAACAUCAAAAUCUGGGACUCCAGUGGAUAUUCAUUACUCCACCAGUUUCAGCCCAACAACACUAAUGAUGACGUGGUGACGGACGUCUGCUGGAGCCGGGAUGGCAGCAUGGUGGCCAGCGUGGUCAGCCGGCAGGCGCAGCUGGUCGUCACUGGCGUCUCGGCGCACAGCACGCGCCAGCUGACGGCCGCCACAGACCUGCCCAAGGCGACGUGCUGCCGUUUCUGCACCUCCAACAGCCGGUACAUCUGCGUGGGGUCCCACUCCGGCGGUGUCGACCUCUGGGACAACAAGAAUGGCAAGCUGGCCAAGCAAUACCAGGGUCACCAGGCGCCCGUGACGCGGGUAUGCUUCAGCGGCUCCGACCGGCACGUGGCGUCCGCCUCGCGCGCCGGCCACGUGCUGGUGCACAACGUCACCAGCGGCGUCGUCACCGAACUACCGGCCGCCCGCUCAGAGCCGCAGUGCGCACGCGACCUGCGCUACAGCACGGUGCGACCGGCUGUGCUGGGCGCCGCCUUCGACACGGGCCACGUGUCGCUGUGGGACGUGAACCAGCGCCGCCUGCUGCACACGUUCACCAGCGGGCACGUGGCGCCGGCCGCCGGGCUCGCCUUCUCGCCCGUCAACGACAUCCUGCUGGCCAGCGUCGGCCUGGACAAGCGGCUCGUCUGCUACGACCCCAAGACCAGAAAUGUGAUCCAGAGGGUGGUGAGCGACGCGCCGCUGACGGCCGUCGACUUCCACGCCGAUGGCGUGCAGCUGGCGGUGGGCACGUCGCAGGGGCGCGUCUGCGUAUACGACCUGCGCGCGCCGGGACGGCCCAGCCGCUCAUUCACCGCGCACCGCAGCUCCGUGCAGCGCGUCCAGUUCCAGCCGCCAGCCAAGGUUCGAGGCCGGGGCUCCAGCGUUCAGACCGCUGAAGACAGCAAGGCUCUGCCCUCCGGCCAGAACCAUUCGCUGCCGGCCGCCGAGCUGAUGCAGAACCACGUGCCCAGGCAUGGAGAGGCGCCGCGCACCCAUUCGACGCCGGUGGAGAGCGCCAAGCCGACGGCCGUCGCGGCUAACGACAGCGGCGGUCCGACCAUGGCCAUGUAUGGCCAGGUGUCCGCCGAGCAGAGCUCCCUGUUCUCUCCGCUCCGGGAUGAGAGUCGCCACGCGGCCGCCUCUCCGCCCGCCGCGACCGUGCCUAACGGCGUCACGCUCAACGGUACAGUGCACGGUAAGACGCUGGCGUCACGUCCCUCGUAG
Messenger RNA from Pollicipes pollicipes, 1378 nucleotides. RefSeq names its product protein NEDD1. Gene Ontology annotation, cellular component: centriole; centrosome; ciliary basal body. Bases 95 to 1378 code for a protein of 427 amino acids. The record is from RefSeq and is a predicted model, not a curated record. The transcript has 9 exons. NCBI's taxonomy places the organism in Eukaryota, Metazoa, Arthropoda, Thecostraca, Pollicipedomorpha, Pollicipedidae. Gene Ontology annotation, molecular function: gamma-tubulin binding. Gene Ontology annotation, biological process: mitotic cell cycle; microtubule nucleation.